AUGUCUAAAUGGCCAGCAACCUCUGAAAUCGCUCCAAAAGCGUCUUUCAAGCGCGUCAAACAAACCGAUGUCAUCUUGAAGAUGGUGAAGAUGUUCGUCUCUACCGAGGCAGAAGUUGACAAAUGGUCAGGAGAGGAAAUAGACUAUUCUGAAGAAGAUGACGAAGCCUUCGUAGUCCCUGACGAGGCUUGUGACAAGGCUUGUGACAAUGAUCGGGCUUCUGGCAAUCAUCGAGCAUCAGUGUCGGACCCUCUGAAAGAUGUGACGGCAUGGCGCAUUCUGAAGGAAUUCCUCGAUACUGAUAUGGGCUUCGGUCAAAUGCAGGCGAGACUUCUGGCGCACCUGGGUUCGCAAUAUCGUGAAGAGGACUGGGCGGAGGCGAAGAGUUUAUUGUUCUCGGUUGGCUCUUUCCAUGCCUAUGACCUUCUGGAGGUGGAAUUCUCAGAUGAUCCAAUGUCGUCGGCUCACUGGGAGUCCGUGCUGGACGCUAUCAGGGAGGCCAACACCCCUGAGGAUAAACUUCAGGUCUUUACCAGGCUGACAUCGACACCAUCAGCAGCCUCCAAUAAGCCUCCUCGAAAAGUUGGAGUCAUCGAAGAGCCGACAUCGAUUACGCAAGAUGUCGAGACAAUGCCAGCGCCUGACCUCCCGAUGUGGCUUGUCACAGUACCCCUUUCGAAAGCGUCUUUCUUAGCCACACAAUUGAAAAACAAGGGUUUUGAGGUCUACACACAUUCCACCCUUCCAGGCCGUCUGUGUGUGAAGGCUGAGGACACCUAUGUCAUCAGGGAGGCUUGGCCCUCAUCCCACGUCAACUGCUUUUUUGAUGUUAUCUUUCUCCCUCCGGAAGAUCAGUCCUCCGUCGAACACCGCAUGACGAUCCCUGGCUGGUAUCGCCCUAUACGUGGGCCAUAUCGGUUUGACGUGGGCCUCGCACACUCAUAUAACAGGCAAGCUGAUACUCUCAGAGUGUUAUUUCCGUCCAGGGCACACCCAGAAUGGGGUAUCUGGAAGGACCUCCACGUGCCGCGCCUUCACAAUCCUCCCGAUGGUGUCUCAACCUCUGGGGGUCGAGGGGAGACCUACAUCCACGGCCUUCUGGUGCUCGACCUGCGUAGAACCGCAGUUGUUGAGGUCCCAAUUCCCGUCCCAGAGAGCAUUAGACUCCAUAAGGAGUCCACAUAUUGCAGUAACAUAUCUCCAUAUUAUACGAGUGAACGGACGUGCAUAAUAUCCCGUAUGAUAUGGGCCAGCGGACCAUGGGCCAAAGGUAGAUAUAUCCUCGACUAUGACGGAUGUGCCGGGAGUGUUAUUAUUCCCGAUGGAGACGGGUGGGCCCAUGUAGGGAAUAUGUAG
This is a messenger RNA of Suillus paluster, 1356 nucleotides long. RefSeq lists its product as uncharacterized. The record is from RefSeq and is a predicted model, not a curated record. The coding region runs from base 1 to 1356 and encodes 451 amino acids. NCBI's taxonomy places the organism in Eukaryota, Fungi, Basidiomycota, Agaricomycetes, Boletales, Suillaceae. The transcript is spliced from 4 exons.